Molecule: messenger RNA, 1533 nt
Organism: Anthostomella pinea
Lineage: Eukaryota; Fungi; Ascomycota; Sordariomycetes; Xylariales; Xylariaceae
Source: the annotation of a GenBank genome assembly
AUGCCUGAUUCUCCCUAUCUGAGCGAGGACGAUCUAAUCCAGCUGUCCUUCCUGCGCGACGUUGAGACCGAUGCACUCAUCGAGGCGGGCUUCUUGGGCAAGGACGAAGCACAAUCACAAUCCCUCAACCAGGAAUUCAACUUGAGCUACGAGGAGCUGGAUUUGCGCAUCACUAAGGGACUGUCAUAUCCGGUCACAUCAAUCACAUGGAGCGUGGACAACCAUGCACUCUCAAGGAUAUUCAUCAUUGAGCUUCGCGCUCAGCUGCGCCAGAUCGCAGAGGACUCUGAUGCUACCAACAAUAUCUCAAGAUGGCAGAACCGCGAGGACGAAUGCGACUUCGGCAUAUUCGAGCCAACGAUGGUAGUUCCCGAGCUUGCGCGCGAGACGGCGAAGUACGUAGAGGCAUGGCGGCAGAAACAGGCCCUCUUCAAUCCUGCCGCCACUGCCGCCACUGCCGCCACUGAACCAGUGCUCCCCUUCGAGAUGAAGCAACCCAUGGCAAACCUGGCGAUGACGACCGGUGGGAUCGCCUACCAGUUCCUCCAGAAGACGCCGCAGGAGAUCACCACCAAGAUACCUUCUUCCUAUCGGAUAUUACAUGUAGAGGAGGUCGAAGACCUCGUCGACUACCUCGUGAAGCCUAAAAUCACAUUCCACGGCACGCAGCGGCAAUACGUGCCCUCGAUAGUCCAGCACGACUUCCUCAAACCAGGCCAUAAAGACCCCAGCACGGGCGCCGAUCACGCCGUGCGCUGCGGCUCGACGUACGGGCGCGGCAUCUACAGCUCGCCCAGCGCGGACUUCUCGCUCAGCUACACGGACAGCAACUGCCGCGCGACGAAGCCCAACGAGUUCUUCGGGGUGAAGCUGAUCGUGUGCGCGACGCUGAUGGGGCGCGCGGCGCAGAUCUUCAGGGACGACGACUGGCGCACGCAGUCGGAGCCGUACGAGGACGCCGACUCGCACGUCGACAACGGCGGGCGCGAGUACAUCGUCUUUAUCCAUUCCACAAGAAGACUGCGCAACACAGCUCAGCGUGUCCGACAUCCAGCGCCGAGCUUCCAUCACGGUCCCAAUGGGCGGCAUGGCUCUUGGAUACGACGAGGACGUGCUCGAGACUUCGGGCCUGCGAACUGUGCCGGCGUCGCCAUCGUAGGCGAGUACGACAGCGGCGACGAAGAAGACCAAAAAGCGCGUGGCGAUCGAGUCUUGCUGUACAUUGCGGCCUAUAAGCCUAGUGAGAAGUGGGAGGAGUUCAGCGAUAUGGUAGAGGCGGCCAAGGAUAAAGGACUAAAGUCGUUCAAGGCUGAGGUGGUCGCUAUGGACCCGGGGUCCUGGGCCACCAGCCGGAUGUUCCCUCAGUAUUCGGCUUCCCAGGACGCUAAGCAGACGAUGGAGAUCUUUAACAACUAUAUCAUUGGUUGUAUGGAGGACCUAACCGGAGAUGAGCCCGAGGUCGUGUACCAUCAUGUUGACCAUGCUUUCAGGCUCAGGAUCACGUCUGACAAGCAUAUGAUAGCAUCCAGGUAG